ACUGUUUCAAUCUUAGUCAACCCGCGGCAAAAACCCUAGGAGAGGCAGGGAGGCGCCACGGUCAGAUUCAUCGAAUCCGGGCCCUAGGGGUCUCACUUCAACUUUCAAGAUGACUUUCAAGCGAAGGAAUGGCGGGAGAAACAAGCACGGCCGUGGCCAUGUCAAGUUCAUUCGCUGCUCCAACUGCGGCAAAUGCUGCCCCAAGGACAAGGCUAUCAAGAGGUUUUUGGUGAGGAACAUUGUUGAGCAAGCUGCAGUUAGAGAUGUUCAGGAAGCUUGUGUCUAUGAAACUUACACUCUUCCCAAGCUUUAUGCAAAGAUGCAGUACUGUGUCUCAUGUGCAAUCCACUCUCACGUUGUGAGGGUCAGAUCUCGCACUAAUAGGAGAAUUCGUGAUCCACCACAGCGCUUUAGACGUCGGGAGGAUCUGCCAAAAGCCGGUGCUCCUGGUCAGGCUGCACGAACUGCUGGAGCACCUGCUGCUGCUCGUACUUGAAGACCCGCCAUAUCCUGGCAUGAGUGUAGAGGCAUCAAUCUGGGGGCGAUUGCUGUUCACAUCCCCCAUUUUGCAGUUUAUCAAAUAUUCUCUGAACUCUAUAUGACCUUUUAACUUUAGAAUUAUGUGGAUUAGUGCUGUCAUAUGCAUCAACAAACUGGAAACGUUGAUAGCAUAGUCUGAAAACCUGAUGAACCUCAUUGAGUUUAUGCAGUAAAUCUGUUAUUUUCUAGUAUGCA
Molecule: messenger RNA, 735 nt
Organism: Theobroma cacao (cacao)
Lineage: Eukaryota; Viridiplantae; Streptophyta; Magnoliopsida; Malvales; Malvaceae
Product: small ribosomal subunit protein eS26x-like
Biological process (GO): translation
Cellular component (GO): ribosome; cytosolic small ribosomal subunit
Molecular function (GO): mRNA binding; structural constituent of ribosome
Source: RefSeq, a predicted model, not a curated record